Messenger RNA from Thermothielavioides terrestris NRRL 8126, 381 nucleotides. RefSeq lists its product as uncharacterized. The coding region runs from base 1 to 381 and encodes 126 amino acids. NCBI's taxonomy places the organism in Eukaryota, Fungi, Ascomycota, Sordariomycetes, Sordariales, Chaetomiaceae. The record is from RefSeq and is a predicted model, not a curated record. The transcript has 2 exons.
AUGGUUCUGCUGUUCAUCGACCUUGAUAGAGAGCAUCGCGAGCUGCUAGUCCGCACCAUUACCGGGAUCCUCUCCACCAAACUUGCAGAAAUCACGUACAGACAGAUUACCCAAGGCCUUCCGAUUUCCAACGUUGCAUACUACUCACGCGUCCCGCCUUACAGCGGCAAUCCCAUGGACCAUGCCCACGAGGAGCUAUGCCCAGGCAUGCUGGACAGGUCGAGCACAACGACGACGGGCGUCACCGACUGGGCGCCGCCCGAGUCCAACUCUGAAAAGUUGCAUCCGGACGUCCUGCUUCCCACCCUCUUCCACCACAAACGGUACGUAGACCACGACCGGUAUCUUCGACACGUCGCCGACAUGGUGGGCGAUUACUGA